Messenger RNA from Lycium ferocissimum, 1024 nucleotides. Its product is annotated as adenylate kinase 4-like. The coding region runs from base 120 to 854 and encodes 244 amino acids. Gene Ontology annotation, biological process: nucleobase-containing compound metabolic process. The record is from RefSeq and is a predicted model, not a curated record. Gene Ontology annotation, cellular component: cytoplasm; mitochondrion. Lineage: Eukaryota; Viridiplantae; Streptophyta; Magnoliopsida; Solanales; Solanaceae. The transcript is spliced from 6 exons. Gene Ontology annotation, molecular function: AMP kinase activity; ATP binding.
GAAUUUGAAGCGUUGGAAUCUCCGAAACCCAACAUCCAAAAGUAUCCAAAUAAUAGUAGAGUAGAGAGGCACCAUCUCAAUCUCUCUGUUAACACAAAAAAGGCAAUUGGAGAGAAAGAAUGUCGACAUCAUCAGUGAACUUAGAAGAUGUUCCCUCCGACAACCUCAUGUCUGAGCUUCUCCGUCGCAUGAGGUGUUCCUCCAAGCCUGACAAACGUCUUAUUCUCAUUGGCCCACCUGGAUCAGGGAAAGGAACGCAAUCUCCUAUUAUUAAGGAUGAAUAUUGCUUGUGUCAUUUAGCCACAGGGGAUAUGCUGAGGGCUGCUGUUACUGCUAAAACGCCUUUGGGCAUUAAGGCGAAGGAGGCUAUGGAUAAGGGAGAACUUGUUUCUGAUGACUUGGUUGUUGGGAUCAUAGACGAAGCAUUAAAAAAGCCAUCAUGUCAAAAAGGAUUCAUUCUUGAUGGGUUCCCUAGGACUGUGGUGCAAGCAGAAAAGCUUGAUGAGAUGCUUCAAAAUCGAGGGACUAAAGUUGAUAAGGUUCUUAAUUUUGCGAUUGAUGAUGCCAUCUUGGAAGAGAGAAUUACCGGACGUUGGAUCCACCCAGCUAGUGGUCGGUCAUACCAUACAAAAUUUGCACCUCCUAAAGUACCUGGGAUAGAUGAUGUCACUGGAGAGCCUUUGAUACAACGUAAAGAUGAUACUGCCGCCGUUCUCAAGUCAAGGCUGGAAUCCUUCCAUAGGCAAACAGAGCCGGUCAUUGACUACUAUGUCAAGAAGGGUAAUGUAGUGCAUCUUCCUGCCGAGAAACCACCACAGGCGGUCACAGCUGAAGUCAAGAAAGCUCUCUCCUGACGGAAGGAUGCCGCUCUUUUUUGUUGAGGAUUGAAAAUUGAACUCUGAAUUUUGGUUAACCCGUUAUAUUUCUACGUAACUGACUUGUCUAUUUCUCUUUUAUGGUACUAGCUGGCAUCAGUCCCUUAUGAACAUCACAAAAGUGUUGGUGAAUUUAUUUUUACUUUUGA